AUGAAAGCUUUGAGAGCCCUAAGAACACUCACUUCCACUCUUUCUUCAAAACCCGAAAAGGCCCAUCUCAAUCCAAUCCUCUUCUAUCGAUUCUACACUGCCCAGCCUCAAGAACAAGACACCUACCACCAUACACUCACCUCUGAAGAUGAAAGUAGUGCUGACUCAGUCUUUGACGGUGCUCAUUACACGUUACCUGAGAAAUUGAGUUUCGAUUCUGAGGCUGAAAGUACUAUACAACCCACGUGGGAUGUGAAUUUUAGGGAAAAAGCUAACAGAAGAAUUUUUGGAGAAAGGACCCAGCUGGGGGAAGAAACAGGAAAAGCGUUUGAGAGUUGUGGAGAGAGAAGAGGAGAAGAGAAGAAGGGAUCGGUGCUUGCGAAGGCUUUGCUCAAGGCAGCAUUGGAGCAGCCAGAUGAGGAUGAGGGAGUAGGGGAGAGCCUGGUGGUGACGGAGGAGGACCAGAAGUCGUUGUCAGUUGGGAUUAUUGGUGCUCCUAAUGCUGGAAAGUCUGCUCUGACCAAUUACAUGGUUGGAGUAGAUCAAGACACUUCAGAGAGUGUAGCAGGAAAAUGGCUGUUACAGUUUGAUGAUGGGUUUUUGGUUGGAGGUCUGGACUACCAAAUACUUAUUUUGUUUCCUUGCCUAUAUGAGAAAAACCAAAUCUGGAAGGCAGUGCUAUCAGCAAAUGCGGUGGUGAUAAAUGAAAUGAGUGAUGGAGAACUCAGUGAGAUUCCUGAGGCUUCUUUAGGAGUGGAGUUGCGCCACUCUAAUUUUACCCAUUGCUUUGGUAUGUUUUGGGUUAUUCUCGCGUUUUCGGUGAUCUUGUUGGAGGGGAAAAAACAGGAGGAUAUUUGUGUGGUGGACCUUACUCUAGAUGCAGUGGAGGAUUUCAUAGGGCGUUUGUGCUUGCUCUAUAAAGUUGGAAUUGAGCUGGGGUUUGACUGCAUGGGUAAUACAGAGUGGAAUGCUAGUGAUGGGCUAUCUCUUUUUGGAUAUGGCAUACAUGCUGUAGGAUUCCUUCUGAGGGCUGUUUGA
Molecule: messenger RNA, 1038 nt
Organism: Ilex paraguariensis (yerba mate)
Lineage: Eukaryota; Viridiplantae; Streptophyta; Magnoliopsida; Aquifoliales; Aquifoliaceae
Source: the annotation of a GenBank genome assembly